Lolium rigidum is the source of this 2394-nucleotide messenger RNA. RefSeq names its product DEAD-box ATP-dependent RNA helicase 6-like. The record is from RefSeq and is a predicted model, not a curated record. Gene Ontology annotation, cellular component: cytoplasmic stress granule; P-body. Gene Ontology annotation, molecular function: ATP binding; RNA helicase activity; mRNA binding. Bases 196 to 1692 code for a protein of 498 amino acids. The transcript has 10 exons. Gene Ontology annotation, biological process: cytoplasmic stress granule assembly; P-body assembly. NCBI's taxonomy places the organism in Eukaryota, Viridiplantae, Streptophyta, Magnoliopsida, Poales, Poaceae.
CCUCUCCCUCGCAAGAAACGUAGGGAGAAAGUUCAGAAAUCGCCCCCAAAAUUCCCCAAUUCUAGCGACCAAAGCCUCUCGAGUCGUCCCUCGAAAUCAUAGCGGCCGGCCGGAUCUAUUCGCUGCCCAGAGCUCUCUUCCCGUCGCACAACCGUUCUUGUUCGCUCUCGUAGAAGAUUCGAGGCACCUUGAGCGAUGGAUCAGCGGGCGAGGUUCCCUCCCGGCAUCGGCAACGGCCGCGGCGGGAACCCUAAUUUCUACGGCCGUGGCCAGCCACCGAUGCAGCAGCAUCACCAGCAGCCGCCGCAGCAGCAGCCGCAGGGGCACCUGCAGCAGUACAUGCAGCGGCACUCGCAGCACCACAACCAGCAGCUUCAGCAUCAGCAGUGGCUUGGGCGGAAUCAGAUCGCUGGCGAGGCCGCGGGCACCUCCAGAGCCAGCGAGCAGCAGUCGCCGCCUGCUGCGGAUGACGUCGAUUUGAGUUCGCAAGACUGGAAGGCCCAAUUGAAACUCCCACCUCCAGAUACACGCUAUCAGACAGAGGAUGUCACUGCUACUAAGGGGAAUGAAUUUGAAGACUAUUUUCUGAAGCGUGAACUUCUUAUGGGCAUAUAUGAGAAAGGAUUUGAAAGACCUUCUCCUAUCCAAGAAGAAAGCAUUCCUAUUGCACUAACCGGCAGCAACAUUCUUGCAAGAGCAAAAAAUGGAACUGGCAAGACUGCCGCAUUUUGUAUACCAGCGCUAGAAAAGAUUGAUCAAGACAAAAAUGCUAUUCAAGUUGUUAUAUUGGUCCCCACGAGGGAACUGGCUUUGCAAACGUCACAAGUCUGCAAAGAACUUGGGAAGCACCUGAAGAUUCAAGUCAUGGUCACUACUGGAGGAACAAGCCUAAAGGAUGAUAUCGUCCGUCUUUAUCAACCUGUUCAUUUACUUGUUGGGACGCCUGGUCGUGUUUUGGACCUUACAAAGAAAGGCAUUUGCAUUCUGAAGGACUGUUCAAUGCUUAUUAUGGAUGAGGCAGACAAGCUUCUUUCUCCCGAGUUCCAACCUUCUGUGGAGCAGUUAAUUCGAUACCUUCCAUCGAGUCGACAGAUUUUAAUGUUCUCUGCAACAUUCCCUGUGACUGUCAAGGCUUUCAAGGACAAAUAUCUCCCUAAACCCUAUGUUAUUAACCUUAUGGACGAACUUACAUUGAAGGGAAUUACCCAGUUCUAUGCUUUUGUUGAAGAAAGGCAGAAAGUUCAUUGUCUGAAUACUCUUUUUUCCAAGCUGCAAAUUAAUCAAUCAAUAAUAUUCUGUAACUCUGUAAAUCGUGUUGAACUACUGGCGAAGAAGAUCACAGAGCUUGGUUACUCUUGCUUCUACAUCCAUGCUAAAAUGCUGCAAGAUCAUCGUAAUAGAGUAUUCCAUGAUUUCCGUAAUGGUGCGUGCAGGAACCUUGUGUGUACAGAUCUUUUUACAAGGGGAAUAGAUAUCCAAGCUGUUAAUGUUGUUAUCAAUUUUGAUUUCCCCAAGAACGCUGAAACCUAUCUCCACAGGGUCGGUAGAUCUGGGAGAUUUGGCCACCUUGGCCUGGCUGUGAAUCUGAUCACCUAUGAGGACCGCUUUAACUUGUAUCGGAUUGAGCAGGAGCUUGGAACUGAGAUAAAACCUAUACCUCCUCAGAUAGAUAGGACGAUAUAUUGCCAAUAGUUAUCUGACAGAUUCCCCUCUCUCGAAGUAAUAAGGCAACUUGUGUAAAUAGCAGCUCAUCAGGUUUCCUUGAUGUGACAUUUAUGGUGCAUCUUAACGCAAAGUUGUUGUGGAGCGCUCACUGACAGGUGAAAUUGUAGCUAGCUCAUCUAAUUUCAAUCGGACAUGCCUGCUGGUAUCGACGGUGAAUAUUAAGGAAAGUAGUGUGGCCAAGCUAAAACUUCCAGCCACUCUUUGACAGUAGUUAAUGUUGCUAACAAGUUCCCUUACCAGGCUGUUUGCCCUAAUACUGAAAGAUCUCUUUUCUUUUGACAAUGUAUUAGCUGGCUAGCUUUUUCUACAGGACAUUUUAACCCUGGUAUUUCUGUGAGUUGUGUGACCUUUCAUGUGGACAGAUUGAUCAUUCCACCUGGGCCAAGCUGUCAUGACGUAUCUGUGUCAAGAUAUAGAUGUCUAAGAUGUCAACUGGGAUCCCGCCUCAUUCCCACUUGCAGUGCAAUUUAGUUUUUCUAGUGAAAUUUGAGACAAAAUUUACACUAGGAAAAUCAAAUUACACCACAGGUGGGAUUUACGUGGAUCCCACCUAACACCCUAUGAACCGCACAUUUUCCAGUAUUUUGUAUUUGAAUGCAUUCUGAUAUGCCAUAUUGUAAUGCCUAGAUUGGAUUGGUGUUCCAAUAGUAUAUGUUCCGUUCUAGAUUU